Ornithorhynchus anatinus (platypus) is the source of this 1577-nucleotide messenger RNA. It is a transcript of the gene ACTL8, whose product is annotated as actin like 8. Gene Ontology annotation, molecular function: nucleosomal DNA binding; protein kinase binding. Lineage: Eukaryota; Metazoa; Chordata; Mammalia; Monotremata; Ornithorhynchidae. The record is from RefSeq and is a predicted model, not a curated record. Gene Ontology annotation, cellular component: NuA4 histone acetyltransferase complex; axon; membrane. Gene Ontology annotation, biological process: cell motility; axonogenesis. Bases 138 to 1268 code for a protein of 376 amino acids. The transcript is spliced from 3 exons.
UGGGUACCUUCACGUGUGGGCUUCGGUGGCUGCUUGAGCUCUGCAGCAGAGCUCCAGGGUGCCCUCCCACCAGACCCUGUGUCCCAGGCUCUUUGCCCUCUCCUUGUCACCCCUGGCCUGACUCAGCACCCACCACAAUGACAACCUUGGUCAUCGACAAUGGGACGGGGCUGUGCAAGGCCGGUUUUGCGGGGGAUAAUGCUCCCAAACUGGUGGUGCCCACGGCCGUCGGCAUCCAGAUCUCCCCAGACAACAUGACGGCCUCCGGCCUGCAGAACAGGAACAUACUGACGGGAUGGGAGACCUCCCGGAGCCUCUUGGAGCCGGGCCCCACUCUGGCCCUGACCUUCCCCGUUACCCGGGGGGUGGUCACGGACUGGGACGAGAUGGAGAGGCUGUGGGGUUACGUUUUCCAAAAGCUCCACGCGAGGCCGACGAAACACCCCGUGCUGCUCACCGAGUCCCCCAAGAACAGAGCGGCCGAUCGUGAUAAACUGUUGCAGAUCAUGUUUGAGACCUUCAACGUCCCGAGCACGUUUCUGGGCGUUCAGGGGCUGCUGGCACUCUACGCGUGUGGCCUGGUGACCGGUGUGGUGUUGGAGUCUGGGGCGGGCGCCACCCACGUGGUGCCCGUCCACCAGGGCUUCGGCAUUCCGCACGCCACCCUGAGCCAGGAGCUGGGGGGGCACGACCUCUCCCACUUCCUCAUGAAGAGACUGUUGGGCCCCAUGUACUCUUUCUGCAGCCUGGCCCAAAGGCAGGUAAUCCAGGACAUCAAGGAGGACCUGUGCUACGUCGCCAGAGACUUCGAAAUGGCCAUGCGAAACUCCGCUAGGGCACCCUCCAUCAAGACCUACAAGCUCCCCGAUGGCAACGCGAUCUCCGUUCCGGAAGAGGAUCGGUUCGGUUGCCCCGAGGCUCUCUUCCGGCCCUUCCUCCUGGGGCAGGGCUCUUGUGGUCUACACCACAGCCUCUUCGAAGCUGUAGCCCUGUGUGAUGCCCACCUGCACAACUCCCUCUUCUCCCACCUGGUGCUCUCCGGGGGCAACACCCGCUUCUGCGGCUUUCUGGAGCGCAUGAAGAAAGAGAUGACGGCCCUGGCCCCGCCCACUGCCAGAGUCCAGUUGGUUAACGCGCCGGGGGGCUGCUUCUCUACCUGGAUGGGUGGGUCCAUGCUGGCCGCCCUGUCCACCUUCCAGAACAUGUGGGUGACCCGUGAGGACUAUGAUGAGAUGGGAUCGUUGAUGAUUCAGAAAAAGUCCCCGUGAAGGGUGACCGUCUUUGCCGGAUGUUGGUCCUGGAGGGGCUGGGGCCAAAGAGGGAGGUUUUAUGUUUCUUCCUGGGGUGGGGUCUUAGGGCAAUGUCAGAAUCCAUCUGGGCUUCUCUUCCACCCCUGUAUGACUGAGGGGACCCGCAGGACCCGAUCGGGGGGGGGGGGGGGGGCGGUUGGUCUAUCGGGUCGCGCUUUAAUUUCGGUCGUCGCUCGUCCACAUCGAGGGAGGGCGGCUGGGAGGUACAGGAGUGUUUUUAUAUUUUUAUACGGGAACUGUAAAAUAAAAACGGAAGCAUGUAUCGUC